AUGACAGACGGUAUGAUGACGCCCAUCAUCACCUGCUGCCAUCACACUGCACAGGGAAACCAGAUCACCAUGUCCUCGUCGCUCGUCGUCUGCACUGUGUCUCUGCACUGUGCCGCAGGUAUAACAUGGACUGAGUCAGUGCACCAGACUCCGGCCUUGCUGGUGCAGGCGGGUCAGUCGGCUCAGAUGAGUUGCAGUCACCAGUUGCACGGCGCCUAUUAUCACAUGUACUGGUUUCAGCAGUUCCCAGGGGAGAGCAUGGAGCUCAUCGUCCACACGCUGCCGUUCCAGCCACCCGAGUUCAGUGACAUCCGUCGGCAGCACAAAUACUCAGCCAACAAGACUGUGUAUGGCAGCGGCACUUUCACAGUGAAGAGUGUGGAGCCGAGCGACGUCGGUGUGUAUCUGUGUGCCGUCAGCCCCCACAGCGAGGCAGACACCUGUCUCGCUGCACAAAAAAAACAAAUGACGCCGCCUGGCUGUAAAUGGAAAAGGAACGAGGACGACACUUCUCAUCAGGACAAUCUGAUGCUGGCUCUAAAUGUGACCAUACACCUCAAACAGUGCGUUUCCCCAAACUUGUCUUCCCCUUUGUCCCCACGAGAAUCAAACCGUGCCAUCACCCCGCCAAGAGUGAAAGUGCUCGAACCCUCGGCGGAAGAGUGUCAAAGCCGAGGAGACAAGAAAAACAGGAAGACCUUGGUGUGCGUGGCCUCGGGCUUCUACCCGGACGUGGUGAGCGUGUCCUGGCGGGUCGACGGGAGAGAGGUCGCAGGCGGCGUGGCCACCGACACCGCUGCCCGGCGGCAAGGGCGGUAUUAUGACCUCGCCAGCAGUCUGAGGGUCCCGCUCACGCAGUGGUUCACGGCCGGCAAGAACUUCUCCUGCACCGUCAGCUUCUACAACGGGAACGAGACUGUGGACAGGUCCGAUUGGGUCCGAGGCAUUGAAGGACCAGGAGCGGAAGCUAUACGAGAGGAGUAUUUGAGGACGGCGCACACUGUCAAACUGUCCUACGCCGUUCUGAUCGCCAAGAACGGCGUCUACGGCGCCUUUGUGGCAUUUCUGGUGUGGCGGCUCCAGGUCCGUCGAACGCCGCCGACACGCUGCGUCUCGCCAACCUCUUUCCCCCGCAACAGCAGAGUCAAGAUGUGGUGGGAAAACAGAUUGAAUAAGUUCAACGUGCGUGUGAUGAGGAGCAUGUGCCUUCGACCAGACCAAGCAAAGUCUGCACACAUCACGGCAACCCCGCGUGACUGAAGGGCAUGUCGAUCGCUUGAUAGCCAGUGUUGGCUGGAGCUUAAUGAUGCCGUCUGUGUGCGGUGGUGCUUGUGGCCUGCUUGGUUCUGAUUCUUUCCUCUUAA
Molecule: messenger RNA, 1364 nt
Organism: Scophthalmus maximus (turbot)
Lineage: Eukaryota; Metazoa; Chordata; Actinopteri; Pleuronectiformes; Scophthalmidae
Product: M1-specific T cell receptor beta chain-like
Exons: 7
Coding region: 1-1260 (419 amino acids)
Source: RefSeq, a predicted model, not a curated record